Messenger RNA from Pseudomassariella vexata, 429 nucleotides. RefSeq lists its product as uncharacterized. Bases 1 to 429 code for a protein of 142 amino acids. The transcript is spliced from 2 exons. Lineage: Eukaryota; Fungi; Ascomycota; Sordariomycetes; Amphisphaeriales; Pseudomassariaceae. The record is from RefSeq and is a predicted model, not a curated record.
AUGGGCUUCCUGUCACCGUUACUGCCGCCCAUGGCCCCGACGACUGACUCUGACUGGGACACCAAGGUCAUCAUGCACAACGAAGUAUGGAAGACGGUAGAGACGAAGAGGCUAAACAGCGGAGAUGUGUUCAGGAAAAGCUUCGUGAGCAAGGAGGCUCUGACCAAACUGCACCUAGCAUGGUCUCUCCCGCUCCCAAUUCUGGACCUAGAUUUUCGGAUGGCCGUCACAUCAAACCCAAAUGUUGCUACUGUGGCAAUCGGCCCUGGCUUCAAGAAAUGGACUACUUUUACCGAGGGCGCUUGGUCCGGGGUUCUAGGUAGUGGAUCGGUCGUCACAUGUUCACCAAGGCUUCCCCAGUCCCUCCCAGUUGUUGCUUACAUCAGAUGCUCCAGGGCGGCGGGCAAGAUUCUACAGAUGUUGCGAUAG